Acipenser ruthenus (sterlet) is the source of this 4281-nucleotide messenger RNA. Its product is annotated as TLC domain-containing protein 4-B-like. Lineage: Eukaryota; Metazoa; Chordata; Actinopteri; Acipenseriformes; Acipenseridae. Gene Ontology annotation, biological process: lipid homeostasis. Gene Ontology annotation, cellular component: endoplasmic reticulum; membrane. The transcript is spliced from 7 exons. Bases 380 to 1168 code for a protein of 262 amino acids. The record is from RefSeq and is a predicted model, not a curated record.
ACGACUGCAAGUUCAUUGAGUGGCGUGGUGUGUUUUGUGUGAUUGUCUCUUUAAGAAGUUUCUGUAAUUUGAUUCUCACAAGAAUGACUUGCCCUCCAGAUACCUUGGCCAGCACAGACAGCCAUAACCGAACAACCACUGGAAAUUGCUUCUUUUGAAAAAGCAAAAAAUGCACGUUUCUGUGCUAGAGAAUAAAUACAAUAUGCGGCAUCGUUAGGGCAUUUACAAGAGCAUCAUCGUCUAACGAUUAUGAUGACUAAUUGCUUGGCAUAUUGCGUUUGUGCUUUUAACGGUAUGGAGCGUGAUGGUUUUCAGAAAAUAACACUAAGUGCAGGACGUAUGAUGUAUUUUUAACGAAAGAAGAAAGGGUUGAGCUGCUAUGGAGUUCUUCAACCAGCUGAUUCUUGCUGUCUCAGUGGCCAGUUUCAUCACGUUUCAAGUGCUAUUUCACUAUCUAAGCUCCUGGGUGUCUACCCGUGUCAGCCCUGGUUUUAAAAAACUAAGUGAAAAGCAGAAGAUAGAAUGGAACUCCAGGACAGUGUCGACUUUCCAUGCCUUGGUGGUUGGAAUGUUUUGUUUGUAUAUACUGCACUUCGAUGAUGCUGUCAACGAAGACCCUGUCUGGGGAGAUCCUGCACUGGUGAAACUAAAUGUUGCAAUAACAACUGGCUACCUCAUUUCAGACCUGCUGCUCAUUUUUUACCAUUGGAAGGCAAUCGGGGACAAGUUUUUUGUAGUACAUCACCUGGCAGCACUGUAUGCUUACUACUAUGUACUGGGCCAAGGAUUGUUGCCUUAUUUUGCUAACUUCCGUCUGCUUGCAGAGUUUUCCACUCCAUGUGUUAAUCAGCGCUGGUUCUUUGAAGUGUUAGGUUACCCAAAAUCUUCCAAGCCCAACAUAGCCAAUGGAGUCAUGAUGGCAGUAAUAUUCUUCCUGGUGAGGAUUGCUGUCAUGCCCAUAUACUACGAACGAAUGUUCUCCAUCUAUGGAACAGAAGCCUUUUACCGGCUGCCGUUUGGGGGUCGCAGUGCUUGGAUGUGCUCAAGCAUCUGUUUGGAUGUAAUGAAUGUGAUGUGGAUGCACAGAAUUGCCCGAGGAUGCUACAGAGUUCUACGUUAUAGGAAGAAAACUGAAGAGGACGCACAGCAGAACGGCAAAAUUGACUGACCUGGGCACUUUAACUGCUAUAAUUACUAUUUUAAGUGGUUGUCUAUUAAUAUACUCAUGCAACUGUUAAUAUAAUGGGAUUAAUCAACUCUGUUUUUAUUUUAUUUUUUGCAAGUUACGUAAUCUAAUGUUUCAAAAGACUUACAAAGCUUCACCUUGAUGAGGCAUAAAACUUCUAAAGAUUAACCGUUAUUUUAUUUUAAGUGGAUAUGUGGGAAAUUACUGACUUUUAGUUAAUAGGCAGCAAUACUUUUUUUGUGUACGGCAGAACUGCAGGUCGCACACAUUUUAGUAAUCUUAAUAAUUAGUAGAUCUACGUUGAGAAAGGCCUCUCAAUUUUUAAAAAGAUUAACCAAAAUGCUGGUCAUAUGCUUUAUGUUACCAAUGUGAUUUUAUAUUGAACCUUUUUAAAAGAGAAGAAACAAACUAAUUCUGUUUGGGUAUACCGUGAUGUAAUUGACUUGAUCCAGGUGGAAUCCAUACAUCUAUAUAUAGUUUUUAAGGAAGUCAAAACUUGGCAAGCUGCUUUUUGUUGGAGCUAAAAUAACUUCUGAGAGAUGUUUUACAAUUCUGUGGACAGUCAAUCAGGUGAAUAUUCUAAAAUGAAAAUAAGUCCUGUUUUGGAACACAGAUAUAUUAAUGAGGCAUGACAAAAAUCUGAUGAGCUGUGGAACAAGUCUGAAAACUGACCAGUGAUAUGAUUACCCACUGAAGAGUGCCAGUCAGCAAAACAAAUGUUUGUAGUGCAAUAAAAGCUAUUGGAUGUAAAACUUAUUUCUACACUCACUCCGAGUAGGAGCUUAAAUUCUAAGUCAAGAACAUUUUGGAUGUACAGCCUUGCAAGAUUUUACAGACUAGUAAAGUCCAAAGAUUGUGCCAAUCCAUGGAUGAAGUGGUCAAACAGACUUGGCUGCUACCUCUGUCUACACCAAGGCUGGAUAGAGAUCCUAUUUGUAGUUCAAAAAAUAGACUUGUUUUUACUUUUGUUUCUUUUAUCGGAAAAGGGAAUAGAAGUGCACUUAUGCCUGAUCUACAGCUGCUUGAGGUAUCACUAGGUUUGUUAGACAUUUUUGGAAAGGCUACACAAGAAAUAUAUUGUCCUAGUGGCAUCUGCUUGCAUUUGCCAGCCACAUAUUGUAUUGGUAUAAAUUGACUGAAGUUGAAGAUGUUAGCUGUUGGUGUUUUACCAAUUCUAUGUUCACAAAAUAUAAUGUUUUGUUAUGAUGUACUAUGUGAAGAUGCAUGCUGCAAUGUUUUCUCAGAAUGUUUGCGUAAUAAAGCUGAGGGUUAAUUAGAGCUCUCAGUCACAUAAAGAUAUUUAAAAAUGUAGUUUUUAGAUAUCCAGAAAAGAAAGAGUAAAUGAAGUAGGGUGGGGAUCCAGGUAAAGUUGCUGCUUUUAAAGAGCACUCACUACAAAUGUUUCCUGUUAGCAAAGACAAAUGCACGCUUAGGACUUUGCACACAAAAUGGUGGGGUCUUUUCUGCCAGAUACCUCAUUUAUAAUAACUUAACAACUUGCAAAUAAUGCUGAACCAGCAUGCCUGCAUUUAAAUACAAAUAUAUUUAAUCUAUGUAUGGAAAAGUAUGGUAUGAAUUAAAAAUACUGUUCAUGAUGUAUCUAGAUAUUAAAACGAGGAAUUAGCUCAAAAUCACAUACUAUAAGCUAAGUGAUGCUUGCACUCAAGUCAUGUGGUUUUUGUUUUUUCUUUUGGAAAACUGUUAAUCCAUAACUGUUAUUCUCUAAAUUUAUAAGACUGUGUAAUUACCUUUGGCAAACGUGGCAACAACAGGAAGUAGAACAAAUGGGGGAGUUUAAUUUCAUGAAAGUUUUAUGUUUUAUUUUUUGUAUUUUCCACUUGUCAUUUAUUUGUAACCUGAUGAAUAUUCCCUUUUAACAUAAAUGUGCAUGCUUUGUAAAAAUCGUAAUUCCACAAUCGCAGCACGUCUUUUUAUUGGGACGGGAUAAAAACAAAAGUAUAGCUCAGUGUUAGAAAUUGACAGACAAUACAUUACUGUGUUAAUCUGUUAAUACAGUGUUUUAUAUGUUGGGUUAUUUAUGAGAACUUGUUUUAAGAUCAUUGUUAUUGCUGCAUUUACUUUAUGGCUAAAAGUCCUCUUUUCUCUUAAUCUGAUUCACUCAUUUGUAGUAACAGAAGUAGUUACUUAACAGUGGAAGUAAAACAAUGGUUCAGAUGUUAUAAUGGAAUAUUCUUUUGUGUGUGGUUUUUUUUAAUUAUUAUUAUUUAAUUAAUACAAAAAAUAUUUUUAAACGUAAAUAUAUUUUUUUAUUUUUGUUUUGUUUGCUAAAAUUUGGGAAGGGGGGGGGGGGUAUAAGGAAUUUGAUGGAAAACUUGUGGCCGCAUGUAAUUUGCGUUUUGUUUGGAGGAAUGCGUAUUUUAGUAUUCUGGUUGCCUUUUUAUAAGCAUUUUUUUCUUGCAUCAUACUUUCUGUUUUACUCAAGCCACAUUACCGGUAUUUAAAAUAUUAACUUUGCUGAUAACUUACUUUUUAAUCUUAUUGAAAUUUAUUAGAACAUGCUGUGGAUUAUCAUGCUGUGAAUAAAGUCUGUAAGGUGGUGGUAGGGAGAUGUUUUUUAUUGACUUUUCGCUCCCUUAAACUUUUAGCAUAUAAAUUACAAAAGAUCAGUGAAAAGGAAACUGAAUGGACUACAAUAUUUAUUUAAAAAAUAAAUUCACAUAAUGUACUUAAACAGGAAACAUUUAAUACAUGCCAACAGUAAUUCAAAAGUGUUUAUUUGAGAGUAAGCAGUUCAUAAGGAAGUUCUUUUAAAGUUGCUGUAAUUGUCACAGUUUUUUGUUAUUGCAAAUUCACAGUUGUUAAAACAGUAAAAACAUUCAGAAGAAAUCUAGUACUGGUCACAGUAAUAUUGUUAAGUAUUUUAGUACUGUUUUGUUGCUCAAUGGAAAUACAAGUUUACAAUCUCUCUGUACCUCCUAUUUCUUAAAUGUUUGCAUUGCUUUUUCAUUCUUUAUUCCAAUUUUACAUGUAUGUGUCAUCAUUUUGUCUGUUAAAUAUAAGAAUGUGUCUUGCCUGCAUAAAAGCAAUACAUUUGUGAGAAUAUAAUUGCCAAUAAAUUAUUCAGAUCUACAGUA